This is a messenger RNA of Ambispora leptoticha, 2079 nucleotides long. Lineage: Eukaryota; Fungi; Glomeromycota; Glomeromycetes; Archaeosporales; Ambisporaceae. The record is from the annotation of a GenBank genome assembly.
AUGAGAAAGCAAAUGCUACCUAUGAAAUUGCCACCUCUUUUACCACCAAAUUCACCUAGUAGUAAUUUUAACACUACUGUCACAUAUACUGCACAACAGUAUGGCUUGAUUAUCCCUCCCGGUAGUCACCCAUUUGUCAUUAACCCGACAACUCCUCCCGCACAAGCAAAUGCUGCUGGCGCAAAUGCUACGCCUAGUACGGGAAACGAAGAUCAAGAAGAACCACUUUAUGUUAAUGCUAAACAAUAUCAUCGAAUCUUGAAGCGAAGAGCAGCUCGUGCGAAACUUGAAGCUGAAAAUAAAAUUGCUCGGGGACGUAAGAAAUACCUCCAUGAAUCGCGUCAUAAACAUGCUAUGCGAAGACCACGUGGACCUGGAGGUAGAUUCUUGACUGCCGCAGAAAUUGCAGAGAUGGAACGAAAAAAGAAAGAAGAGAUGUCUGGUGGUGCAGCACCAAUGGAUCUUGAUCCGCAACAAAAAGCAACGACUAAUAUAACAAAUAUAAUGCCCUUGGUGGAGAAUGGUUUCGAAAUGGACAUUGAAACCUUAGAUCUCGAAGAACUAACUGACCAAGAGAGUUUACAUGAAGUUGUUCAAUCGGUCAGGCACUCCAAAAGAUGUAUAAUUAUAACUGGCGCCGGAAUUUCUUGUAGUGGAGGGAUACCGGUUAGUACUCUAUUUUCGCGUCGAGAUUUCCGAAAUGAUUUUCGUUCUUCAGACGGCCUAUAUAACAUGAUCCGAUCGAAAUACCCGGGAACUUUUCGCUCCGGUAAAGAUCUAUUUGAUGCAAAUCUUCUUCACAAUGAAUCUUCAAUCAAAGCUUUCCACGCCUUCAUGGGUCUCCUAAGAGAAUAUGUGGUGAGAGCAAAACCCACGCCAACACACCAUUUCAUGAAAAAAUUGUAUGAUCAAGGAAAACUACUUCGCGUGUACACACAAAAUAUUGACAACUUAGAGGAAUCUGUUGGUCUAAACGUGAAUUGGCAGGCUGAUUCUCGUGGUGCCAAAGUUAUACAGCUUCAUGGCUCUAUGGAAGAGCUUAAAUGUAAUUCAUGCAAUGAGAGCUUCGAGUUUGAAGUAUACCAUUGUGAAAUUUUCAAGCAAGGUGAAUCACCUGAAUGCCCGGCAUGUGAAGAGAGAGAAUCAGAGAGGCAAAGGCAAGGAAAACGGAAACAUACAAUAGGACGUUUGAAACCAAAUAUUCUACUAUACGGAGAUUCCCAUCCUCAAGGCGAACAAAUCGGCGAAAUAGCCGCACGGGACGAAGAAAAAUCCGACUGUUUAAUAAUAAUGGGUACGUCUCUUCGAAUUCCUGGCGUGAAACGACUCAUCAAGCAAUUCGCCAAAGGGGUACACACCCGAAAUGGAAAAGUGAUACUGGUCAAUGCUACAGAUGUAGCACGAAAAGAAUGGCAGUCGUACAUUGAUUACCAAAUUAUCGGGACAUCAGAUGAAUGGGUGCGACUUGUCGAGGAAAAUCAUCUCGAAGUGGCUGCAACCUCAUCCCAAAAUGUAAAUAAGAAUAGAGAAACCGCACAGACAUACACGGAUUUGUUUGGCGAAACAACGCCGCUAACCCAAAGCGCCUCGUCGUCGUCGGCCAAUCGUGUUCCCUCACCUUCACAAAAUCAAAAGUUUAAAGAUUUGCUAGUGUUUGAAGAACGAUUGAAACAGAAUUUUCAUAAGCUGAGUAAGCAGCAACAGAAAUAUGAAGCAAUCUUAGGAUUUAAUUGCUGUUUAAUUUUGCUUUGUAGUUACCUUGUUUUCUUCAAUAAGUUUGAGAAUGAGAAACUAUAUUUCAUGUGCAAGUUGUGUCUCUUGGCGACCAUAUCCUAUAUCGCCGUGUUUUUUUUAAGUGGACAAUACACCGAAAAAAUUUCAGUUGGACAAAAAUAUGUCCCGCAAUGUAAUCGUGCUCUACGUGCAUUCAACGUCCACUUCAAUCGAGAUAACAAAGGUGAGCUCACAUUCUAUCGUAAGGUUCCUAAAAAAUUCCAAGAAGGAUUCGAAAAGUAUCGCAAGCUGUAUGUUUUGAAGAAACGAAAAGCGAAAGAAAAGGAGAUUGAUGAAGCUAGUUGA